CCGCCAUCCCAUGGGGCAAGUUUAGCCAGCCAGCCAGCCAUACAUACAGGACGAACCUCUUCUGAAUCGAUCUUGCCUCCUGCUCAAGUGUCUCUGCCCCCCCCUCCCCCCCUCUCAUCGCAUCUUGUUGCUCUCACGCAAUGGACGCCGAUAAACCAUCAUACGCUUCUACCCACUCACACCCGACUCACAUUGACAUUCCAGCUCCUGAACCUACGGCCUUGGCCCCAGAAGACGAUGCUGAGAAUCUGUCGCCCUUUCCUGGUCCUUCAGGGACCAGACCACCUCCCGCGAGAGGCAUUCUGAAGAACGGUUUCAGGAGACCGUCUGCUGUACUGGAGGAUAUGAGCCCUGCAACGGAUGCUCAGCGGAAUGCGGAGCAUCUCAAAUGGGACGAGCAGAAUAUUCAAGAAACGGAAGUUCAGAAAGACUCGUUGAUGAAGAUCACCGAGCCAAAGACACCGUACGUCCGAUACGAUGCAGAGAACGAUCUCGUCUUGGGUGACGUUCCUGCAUUUGAUCUUUCUCAAGAUGGCCCUCAAUCACCUCAAUCGUCCACUCACUCCAACAAUCUCACCCCUGCAUCUCCCUCUACGGCCCGUAACACCGAUGUCAAUGCCCGUCGGUCAUCCUCUUCCACUUCCUCUUCACGUUCCGCUUCAUUCUCCCUCCCUACGAAAGAUCAUCCUGUCCGACCUGGCGGAGGAAGAAGUCCUUCGCCUCAUGGCUCCAUUGCCUCGUUAAGAUCCAACAGCUCGAGCGGACAUCAACCGAAUGGCGCCGGUGGUGAUGCGUCGACUGGGGCUCAUUCUCAGUCGAGUAGCGGAGGAGGAGGAGUAGGCGGAGGCGGAGGCGGGUUAAACGCCCUUGGGAUCGGGGGUGUACCUGAGCCCAUUGCGAUGGGAGCGACUCAGAUGAAUACCGCUGCGAAUGCCGGAGAAGUCUUUUCAGACUCUGAUGAAGACAUGGACGAAGAGACGAGAGCGAGACACAAGGAAUUUGAACGAAAACGUGGGGCUCAUUAUUCCAAAGAAGCGGCAUUCGCGAUGCGCAAAGCAAAGGAAUUGUUAGCAAAGGAAGAUGAUGAGGAGGAAGAGGAAGACGCUGAGGGCGAAGCCCAAGGCGGCGAAACAGCUCGAGAAGCGGAAGAAGCGGAUGACGAUGAAGAUAUGGAGGAAGUCGGUCGAGAGGAGAACAGAGCAGCAGCAGCAGCAGGAGCAGGUGGCGGACCUUCGCUGGCUAAUGGUGAUGCCCAUCGAGGUCCCAAUGGCGAUACGGGGGCGUGAAUGUGAGGUUUGGCCUCGAGGACGAGCGAAACAGCGGUUCUUCACUGUCCGCUGGGUGACAACCCUUGUCCUUGCCCUGCUUUUCUCUGCUCUAGCUUUGAUAUAAACAGUUCCGCUAUAGCUUCAGGAUCGUUUUCAGCCUUCGCAUGUUGUGUAUUCCUUGUGUUUGUUCCCAAAAGUGACGAAAAAGACCAACCAGAAAUGUAUGGAGAUGAAUGAAAAUGAUUUGAGAGACAUGAAUGA
Molecule: messenger RNA, 1529 nt
Organism: Kockovaella imperatae
Lineage: Eukaryota; Fungi; Basidiomycota; Tremellomycetes; Tremellales; Cuniculitremaceae
Exons: 4
Coding region: 141-1286 (381 amino acids)
Biological process (GO): regulation of signal transduction
Molecular function (GO): protein phosphatase inhibitor activity
Source: RefSeq, a predicted model, not a curated record